GUGGAGCACUUCCGGCCGCCGCAAUGUCGCCCAGCGUGGCGGAGCUGCUGCUGCAGCGCCUGGAGCGGGAGGAGGCGCCCGGCGGCGGCCUCUGCAGCCUCGAGGCGGCCGCCGCGCUCGGCCUCGACCACCAGACGCUCGUGGGCGCCGUCAAGAGCCUUCAAGCGCUCGGGGAGGUGAUCGAAGCGGAGCCGCGCGCCGCCCGGCGGUGGGAGCUCAGCCCCGAGGGGAUCGCGGUGCUGCGGGACGGGAGCCCCGAGGUGCGGCUGUUCCGGAGCCUCCCGGAGGGGGGGGUGCCCCAACCCGAGGCCAUGAAGCUUCCGGGGGGCUCUGUAGGCUUCAACAAGGCCAUGGCCAACAAGUGGGUGCGAUUGGAGAAGGGGGGGCCCGGGGGGGCCCGAGUCCUGCGCGCUGUGCCCGAGGUGCAGGACGGGGUGCAGCAGAGCCUGCAGCGGGUGCAGCGCGGCGAGGCCGAGGCGCUGCCCGAGCGCGAGCGCAGCGAGCUCAAACGCAGGAAACUGCUGCUCGAAGUCACCCUCAAAUCUUACUGGAUCCGCAAGGGCAGCGCUUUCAGCACAGCCGUGACACGCGCCGAGACCGAACUGACGCCGGAGAUGAUCGCGACGGGUUCGUGGCGCGAUCUCGCAUUCAAGCCAUACAAUUUCCAGGCGCGGGGGCUGCCCCCCCCCUGCGGGCGCCUGCACCCCCUGUUGCGCGUGCGGACCCUGCUGCGGGGCGCCUUCCUCGAGAUGGGAUUCACGGAGAUGCCGACCGACCGCUUCGUGGAGAGCUCCUUCUGGAAUUUCGACGCUCUCUUCCAGCCGCAGCAGCACCCGGCGCGGGACCAGCACGACACCUUCUUCCUGCAGGACCCUGCCGAGGCCCCGGUGUUGCCGGCCGGCUACACGGCCAAGGUGAAGAAGGUCCACUCGCAGGGCGGUUACGGCUCACAGGGGUACAAAUACGAGUGGCGGCUGGAGGAGGCGCGGAAGAACCUGCUGCGCACCCACACCACGGCUGCCAGCGCCCGGGCGCUCUACCAGCUGGCCAAGCAGGAGAAGUUCUCCCCCGUCAAAUACUUCUCCAUCGACCGCGUGUUCCGAAAUGAGAGCCUGGACGCAACGCACUUGGCAGAGUUUCAUCAGGUGGAAGGGGUGGUGGCCGACCGGGGGCUCACGUUGGGCCACCUCAUGGGGACCCUCCGCCAGUUCUUCACCAAACUGGGCCUCACGCGGCUGCGGUUCAAGCCAGCGUACAACCCCUACACCGAGCCCAGCAUGGAGGUGUUCAGCUACCACGAAGGCUUGAAGAAAUGGGUGGAAGUGGGGAAUUCAGGCAUUUUCCGCCCGGAGCUGCUGCUGCCCAUGGGGCUCCCCGAGAACGUCACCGUCAUCGCGUGGGGGCUCUCGCUGGAGCGCCCCACCAUGAUCAAAUACGGCAUCAACAACAUCCGCGAGCUGGUGGGGCACCGCGUCGACCUCCAGAUGGUCUAUGACAGCCCCCUCUGCCGCCUCGAUGCAUAGGCUGCUCUGGGGGACCCCAAAGAGCCCUGGGGGCUGGGGGGGUCCCCAAAAGAGACUCUGAGCCUUGGGGGGGAGGCUAGUAACCCCCCCCCCAGUGCCCAAGGCCCCCCAAUAAAGCCCCUUUGCUCAAGUGGUGC
Messenger RNA from Cuculus canorus (common cuckoo), 1660 nucleotides. It is a transcript of the gene FARSA, whose product is annotated as phenylalanyl-tRNA synthetase subunit alpha. The transcript is spliced from 13 exons. Lineage: Eukaryota; Metazoa; Chordata; Aves; Cuculiformes; Cuculidae. Gene Ontology annotation, biological process: phenylalanyl-tRNA aminoacylation. Gene Ontology annotation, cellular component: cytosol; phenylalanine-tRNA ligase complex; cytoplasm. The record is from RefSeq and is a predicted model, not a curated record. Gene Ontology annotation, molecular function: tRNA binding; ATP binding; phenylalanine-tRNA ligase activity. The coding region runs from base 24 to 1523 and encodes 499 amino acids.